GCUAAGAAUCUUGAUGCUUCAUGUUUGGAGAAGAACAAAAUGAAUUCAGGCACUUCUUCUAUAAUUUGAAAUUUUCUUUUUCCUGAGGACGACGUAAAUGAUAUGAUGUUGCUCACUCAACAUGAGGAAACUGCAAAUCGUAGCUUCCUCCCAAUAGAUAGUCCAAAGUUGACCAUAAUCACAAACUGAUUGAUGUCAUUGAUCAUGAGUAGAGAAUUGAUGGAUCAUGAGGAUAUUAAUGCUCAAUCACAUGCAAUCACUACAUUUCUUUCUCUUCUUCCAUUGCCUCUUAGGUGCUUUUGAUACGACGCAGUAAAAGGGGUGAAGAUGCUGGAUCAACGCUCAACUAUGACGACGAGGAGAGACGCAUGAAGAUAAUCUACAGGUAGGUACUUAUACUUCUUAUUCUAUGCAUGUGAAUUAAUAAUAUUGUUGAUGACCACGUACUUACUUCUUAUUCUAUGCAUGUGAAUUAAUAAUAUUGUUGAUGACCACGUACAGAUGAACGUAGGUUUCGGGAAAUGAAAAAAAGAUACUUGUUCCUGCAAAAACUACAGGUGGAAGCAGACUGACGGUUGUUUUUCGUUUCGUCGAGGAAGAAGAUUCGUGGACGAUGUUAGUAGCACAUUCAUGAUGCACAGGAUGAGAAGACUGGGAGCAGACCUUCUUGUAGUUGUGGCACUAGCGAGAACAUUUUCCUCGAAGAGAAAGAAACUACACACAAUACAGUCUAUUCUAAGUAACUGCAUAGCCUUGCAUAGCCUCAUUUGAUGUUAUUUCUUAGAAAUCAUAGCAGGUAAUGCUCUUGUCAACAUCGUCGACAAGGGUUGUAGUACGUACAACUACUAGAAGAAAACAGGGGAGAAAUAGCACAUUCACAAAAAGCAUCAACAUCUCUUGUACCUGUCAUAUCAUCAGCAAAUGCGCGAUCAAAAAUUCUGACGUAUGAUCAUGACCAACGACGUAAUUAACUUGAAGAAUCUACAUCUACAUUAUAACUAUAGUCCAACUCCAACCUUCAACAUCAUUAUUUUCAAUUGCAUACACUUCCAUUUUGACAUGCCCGCCCCAAUUAUAAAGCCAGUCGAUUUCUCUCCCCUGGGAUGACAAAAAUGACACUUGAAGAUUCUAUAACUAUUCAGAAGAUCAUGCAGCUUUUAUUCAAUUAGAGACGAGGUGGCUGUAAAUGUAAUCUUAUUGCUGCUCUUGUUAGUACACAAUAUUCAUUACAUGAACUACAAUGACGCGAACAAGGUGAAGGUAAUGGCAUCCCUGACGGGAUCGAGGCCCUUAAACUUGAACUUGUUACUACACGAACUACAACGCGAAUGGGAUCCAUCAAUCUGUCCGUGCCUGUGGGUUAUCCUGGUCAGGACGAAGAUGAAUUUUUCAAACUUUGUAGUCAUUUUUGUAGUCACAGCCACCCGUUGAACAUCAGCUCUUCUUCUAGUCUACUUCUUAUACCUAGUGAUUUCUCCUAGUGAUUAUAAUACAAAUACAACUGUUGUAUGAAUAUUAUCAUUAUUGUAAUACAAAGACAACUGUUGUAUGAAUAUUAUCAAUAACUGGUAGUAGUAUACAUACAUAGAUAUAGAAGUACUUUUGUAGAUUCUUGUUCGAACGGUCGUGGUCCAAGUAGUGGUGGUACUCUUACUCAUCUACCUCUGCUACGACAUCCACGCUGACGCAUUGUUCGCUCGGCUCUUGAUUAGUCAAGAUACUGUAUGCAAGCAGGAAGCGGAUUCGUCAUCAUUCAGAAGCAGCAGGGAAGGAACUUCUGGUUGAGACCACGCAACAUACACGAACUGUCUCAGAUAUUAGCAGGAAGCAAGUAGUUAACGCACAAAACGACGAAAGGGCGUGGAUUCGUCCUCACUCGUGUAGGCGCGACUGCUGUGACACGGCCGCGAGAGCCUAGACGAGAGCCGCCGUCGCCCACUGAAAUGAAAUGAAAAAAUCUAGUCCCAUCUUCGAGGACGUCCUACAGUUGACGCUUAAGAAUGACUGCACUGACGCCUGGGUUGAGCCUAGGAGCUAAGGAUAGAGAGAACGACAACGAGUAGAGUGACUGGAACGAGAAAUUAUCCUUGUGCGAAGAAGUACAACCUUUAUUUUUGCUCAUGCU
Molecule: messenger RNA, 2125 nt
Organism: Amoebophrya sp. A25
Lineage: Eukaryota; Dinophyceae; Syndiniales; Amoebophryaceae
Source: the annotation of a GenBank genome assembly